CAAAUAGUAGCCUUCAUUUGUUAAACUUCAAUAUCUAGAACCUCGUAACCAACUCGUUGGGAGACUUAAGCGAACGGACGAAUCACUAUAACUAUACGAAAUGAGCGCAUUUGGAGCCAAGCGAAAAGCACGGAAGAUCACGGUUCAAGAUGACGACGAAGAUAUACUCUCAGCCGAAUCCUUAAAUCCACCAGAAGAACCCCAGGGACCACCAUUACAGCCCUCGUUCAAAACAAGUCGCAAUAAGCCAUUUAAGCACUCGUCUCUACGGAAGAGCAUAAAUGCCGAUAAGCUUGAAGAUGAUAUAGCCUCCGAUCAACAAUCCGUAUCUACAAAUACCAAUGCGGGAGCAGAAGACGACGAAGAUGGCGAUGUACCCCUACGAAUUCGACCGCCGCUAGGAGGAAGGUCGGGGUCUAGCAAGACGAAGAAAAGGGCAUCUAGCUCACGUCUAUCGUUUGGCGUUCCUACCGAGGAAACUCCCGGGGACGAUGAUUCCAUGAUACUUGGAGAGGAAGUCUUUACACCCAAACGCUCUACAACGCUCGCCCAUGCCGCAGCCGAAAACAGCGCUUACAAGAAGGGCAUUGCCAAAACCCUGCCUUUGGGCCGGCUUCCCAUGCGUUCCAACGAUACCGACGAUGGCCGUCCGCGAUAUAGCAAAGAAUACCUCUCCGAGCUGCAAGAAUCCACUCCGAAUACGCCCCAGGACCUUUCUAAACUACAACCUACUUCCGACGACGAGAUGAUACUCGACCCAUCCGAGCUCGAAGGCGCCCUAGUAGUAGACACCACAACAAUACACCCAACAUCUCCCAAGAAGACUCCGAUCUUAACCGAAGUUGAGAUCCAAGAGAAAAAAGCCCGACGCGCUCGCCUAGCCAAGGAAGGAAGUAAAGACACCGACGACUUCAUCUCGCUCUCUGACGACGACCGCGGGGCCGGGGACUCAUAUCUGACCAUCUUGUCGCGACGGCACGAGCCUAAAUCCACCAAAGACACGCGUCUAAUCGCCGAAGACGAGGACCUAGGCGAGGGCUUCGACGAGUUCGUCGAGGAUGGCGGGCUCUCCCUGGGCAAGAAAGCCGAGCGGGAAACCCGGCGGCGCCGCCGCGCAGAAAUGGCCUCCCUAAUUACGGCUGCCGAAGGGGGCUCAGACGACGAAUCAGACGACUCAGAAGCCGAGCGGCGGGCCGCGUACGAGGCGGCGCAGACACGCGCGGGAAUGGACGGGCUAGCCGAGGAGCGUGAGCAGCAGCGGCGACGUCUCGGUGCCGCGGCAAGUAAUCCGCUCGCGGUUAUACCCCGGAUUACGCCGUUGCCGGAUCUCAGCGUGCUAGUCGAGGAGUUUAAGGCGCGCAUGCGUCGGAAGCAAGAGGAGAUGGCGCGGCUGCGGGGGCGCAUUGAGGAGUUGCGCGCUGAGAGGGAGGAUAUACUUAAGCGCGAGCCGGAGGUGCAGAGAUUGCUUAAUGAGGCUGGCGAGAGGUACCGCAUGUUAAUGUCUGGGGCCGCUGAUACGAACGCAGCGAACGGUGAAGGUGGUGGUAGUGGUAGUGGUAAUGAGAAUGGGGAUGCUAUGGUGAGUGGUACUGCUACUACAGACAACGUUGUAGCUGCGCAGUCUCUCUUAAAUCAAGCGAGGAGUGGUGGUACGCCCGGACAGAGAGGGUUGGAUAGCUUAGGGACUACGCCGGUGAGGCAGAAGUCGCAAAUGGAUAUGUAAUAUGAUAGAUACAAUAUGUUAUGAUACCCAACACUUAGAAUACUACGGUAAUC
Messenger RNA from Daldinia decipiens, 1776 nucleotides. RefSeq names its product nineteen complex-related protein 2-domain-containing protein. Gene Ontology annotation, biological process: spliceosomal complex disassembly. The record is from RefSeq and is a predicted model, not a curated record. The transcript has a single exon. Gene Ontology annotation, cellular component: U2-type post-mRNA release spliceosomal complex. Bases 101 to 1723 code for a protein of 540 amino acids. NCBI's taxonomy places the organism in Eukaryota, Fungi, Ascomycota, Sordariomycetes, Xylariales, Hypoxylaceae.